Tachysurus vachellii is the source of this 1520-nucleotide messenger RNA. RefSeq names its product F-box and WD repeat domain containing 12 (gene fbxw12). Gene Ontology annotation, molecular function: protein binding. The transcript is spliced from 10 exons. Lineage: Eukaryota; Metazoa; Chordata; Actinopteri; Siluriformes; Bagridae. The coding region runs from base 66 to 1487 and encodes 473 amino acids. The record is from RefSeq and is a predicted model, not a curated record.
CGCGCAAACAGCUGGGCGUUUUGUAUAGUUAGCGUAUUUUAUUUAUUCUCCAAAAGACACACAAUAUGGAAUAUGAUGAGCACGGUGUAACUCUGGACUGCUUAAUAAGCAUAUUUAUGUUUCUCCCUGAAGAUGACUUAAUCAGAGUGUCGUGUGUUUGUAAGGAAUGGCACGAAGCUGCAGAAACACAGUGGUUAUGGAGACAGCUGUGUCUGCGUCGCUGGGCUUUCUGUAAUGUGGCCCAGCUGUUAUCAGACACCACGUCUUACACGUGGAAGCGUUAUUAUCUCCAUCGCUCUACCAUGGAGCUGAACAUGAAGUCUGGGAGACCAGGAGAAGACUACAGCUGUAAGAGCCUGAGAGGACACACAGGUCGGAUCGUUGGGUUCUCCUACCUGAAGGGAAACAGUGCUUUUCAGGACACGUGGAACUUCACGCCGAUCGUCUGCAGCGCCUCCACCGAUGGAACCCUCAAAGCCUGGGACAUUCACAAGGGUGUCACUCUGUGGUCCAGCUCGGCUCAGAACCCACUGACGUGUAUCAUCACGGACCCAGAGCAGGAGGUUGUGAUCACGUCAGACAGCAGUGGGACGAUUAACACGUGGCAGGGACGAACAGGGGAGCUGCUGAGCUCCUUCUCCUCCGGCUCGUCUCGGUGCACGCUAAUGACGUUCAGCGCUGAAGGAAAAUCUUCCGUCAUGGUGGGAACAGCUCUGGGAUCCUUCGUGGUCUUGACGUCACCACAUCUGACUGAAACGUCACGGCAUGUCGUGUGCGACUCGUUCAGCUUGAACGUUCUCCUCUCGUCUCCUGAUAAGAAGUGGAUUCUCACUGCGUCCAAGGACAACUCCGAUUUAAGCCCAAAGGUUUUCAGCACUCAGAGUGUGUGUUGUCCAGAGGAAGACACUGAAGCGGUGUGUGUGAAUUUACCCAUCAGUGGCUGCAGAGCUGCAGCGUUUUUUCCCUCGUCGUCUGCGCGAGUCGCCGUCGUUCACAACACGCCUUUCAACCACAAAACUCUGUCUGUGUUCGAGCUCAGCAUGAAAAAGACCAGAUACAAGCAGGAGGCUCAGGUUCAGCAGGUUGAAUCUUUCCAGCUGGAUGUAAACGUUCUGCACUCAGACGUGGUUCUCCAGGUGAAAGGGAGCAGCGUGGUUCUGCUUACUGACGCUACUGAGCUGAAGGUCUACAGCAUUAAAGGCGAGCUGUUGUCCAGCUUUAAGGACCAUCUGCAGCCCAUCACGGCAGUGUGUGUGGAUGAUUUCCGGGUGGUUACGGCGUCACGGGAUUUGUCUUUGCAAGUGCUGACGUGGAGGAAGGACGCAGAUAAAACGUUAACUCUGGAGAGUCAGUAUCACCUGCUGGGAGGCUCACACACCAUGUCCAGAGGAUUCACUGCGGUGGCGUGUGAUUACGCGAGUAUCGUCGCCUCUGUGGAAGGUGUUAAUGGGAAGGACGUCCUGAAGGCCUACAUCUUUAAUGCAUGAACAUGGACCUUUUAAUAAACAAGCAUCAUCACA